Messenger RNA from Hypanus sabinus (Atlantic stingray), 5623 nucleotides. RefSeq names its product thyrotroph embryonic factor-like. The transcript has 4 exons. The record is from RefSeq and is a predicted model, not a curated record. Gene Ontology annotation, molecular function: DNA-binding transcription factor activity, RNA polymerase II-specific; RNA polymerase II cis-regulatory region sequence-specific DNA binding. Lineage: Eukaryota; Metazoa; Chordata; Chondrichthyes; Myliobatiformes; Dasyatidae. Gene Ontology annotation, biological process: regulation of transcription by RNA polymerase II. Gene Ontology annotation, cellular component: nucleus. Bases 152 to 991 code for a protein of 279 amino acids.
UGUUAAUGUAUCCCAAAGGACCAAUGACAUUCUGCGCUUCGCUGCGUUCUGAUGAAUAUGAAGAGUCGUGCCUUGAAACUGAUGCGAAAUACGGGAGAUCGGUGCUGACAGUUUCCAAUCCCUCACAGAGACAAUCAAAUUUUAAAACAAAAUGCACCGAAAGAGCCCCCAGGUGACGGAGCCCAGUUGUGACUCGGCAGUUUUAUCCUCGUGGCCGGUGGUUCUAAAGACUCUGAUCGCGAACCCGCCUCAGCAACUGCUGGAUAAUGAGGGGAAAGACGAGGAAAAAGAGAAGAACGUAGACGAAGCAGCCAGCAGCACCAUGGCGGCAUCUGCUUCCCUCAUGCCAACCAUCUGGGACAAGACGAUUCCAUACGACGGGGAGACCUUCCACCUCGAGUACAUGGACCUGGAUGACUUCCUGUUGGAAAACGGAAUUGCUGGUAGCCCAAGCCACCUCGACCUGCAGGACGCACUGGAAAGUAGCCUCUUGCCGGUGGAGGAGCUGGAGAAGAAGGAGUUGGCCCUGUACCCAACGGUGAAUUGCGAUGAUUCUGAUGGAGACCAGUCUGAGCGUACAUCUCCAAGCCCAGUCGACCCAGAGGCAAUCGAUGUGUUGGUGAACUUUGAGCCAGACCCUACCGACUUGGUCCUGUCUAGUGUCCCCGGGGGAGAGUUGUUCGAUCCCCGUAAGCACAAGUUUUCUGAAGAAGAACUCAAGCCACAGCCUAUGAUUAAAAAAGCGAAGAAGAUCUACGUCCCACCUGAGCAAAAGGAUGACCGGUAUUGGACAAGACGCAAGAAGAAUAAUAUGGCAGCCAAGCGCUCCCGGGACGCCCGGAGACUGAAGGAGAACCAGAUCACGGUACGGGCAGCCUUCCUUGAGAGGGAGAACUCGGCCCUGAGGCUGGAAGUGGCUGAGCUACGCAAGGAGGUGGGGCACUACAAGAACAUCAUCUCCAAGUAUAAAGCCAAGUAUGGAACUUUGUAAGGGAGCUUCAGCAGUCUUGGUCAGGGGUGGGAGAUAAUGUUUAUAUAAAAAUUCCCACAGAAAAGGAACUCUCAUAACCUGCUAGUUGAAAAGAGCACAACUUCCUGUUCUCAGCUGUUCCCCAGCACAACCCUCAUAAAACAAGAUGAAUGGCUUUUAAAUAUAUUCAUGGAGUAUAUAUACGUAUAUAACUUUAUAGUAAAUAAAAUACUGUAACUCUUCCUGUCCUAUGGGUUUGCCAUGUUACAAACCAGAGGCCUGUCUGCUUAAGGGAAGAUAAUGGAGUUUGGUUUGAUUUUUGUUACUGGCUGGGCCUUUCUUUGUCCAGGACUACACUUCAUGGUAUUGGGUGGCUUAAAGUUGAUUUGUUCCUGCUAUUAGUACCUUUUAACUUCCCAGAACUUUUAAAAAAGCAAAGGGACUUUUCCUUCCCAAAGGAAAAUAAGAACAUAAUGGAUUGGUGCGGGAAUAUUCUCAGCUCACCGCACUUGCCUCAGCAUUCAGUAACGUGUACAUUAUUAGUUCUUUGCCUUCCCCGAGUGCUCUGUCUAUCCAGCCCUGAGACUGAUAUGUGACGGUACAUUGUCUUUUCACUUGAAACCUGUAUUUUCUCCCCUUGUCUGCAUAUUCUCUUACAAUAUAUAGGCUACCCCUUUCCCCCUGAAGCAGGCGCAGCUGUGCUACUAAUCUGCUCUGUGGCAUGGCCUGUAGAUGGACACCAACAACGCUCUCCUCACCCCAACUUACUGUGCAGGAUGAAUUCACAUCUGCUAGAUGUCUGUGGUGGAAAGCCCGUAGGAAAUGAUUGUCCCAGCCUAAAAAUGGGCAGAUGAUGACCUCCCCUGAGCUAGCAACAGGUUUUAAUGAAGAUUUUCCAUUCUUUCUCCUCAUAAGUUGUGACCUGUGGAGCUUUGACAGGAUGGUGGAGGGCCGUGAGGUGAGAUUCAUUUCAUUACUGUCUGGGGCACUAGGCCCUGUCCUCUUUGUUGUUGCUAGAUUUGCACAGAGCAAGAGCCACAAUGGAGCGGGAGGAUUAAAUGUUCUUACUGAGUAGUGAUGGCCAGUGCAUGCUCUGGGCAACUUCCAGUGUGGGAGCGUUGAACCGAGCCCGGACAAAACGAAAAUGUGCUCACUUGAAAGCCUGCUCAAAAAGAGGAGCCUGUCGGAAGCCCAAUUGAUUCACCGCACUUUCCCCAUUCUCCCAAACGAUCCGAUAUGGUUCAUCUGUAAAUGUUGGUGGGGCUUGCAGUAGUUCAAGUAUGUUUAUAUUUCACUACAUCUUGGACUGGACACAAAGAACCAUAGACUAGAACGUGACUUUUCAAUGUAUCUGUUAUCUCAGCAUCUGCCAGCCGGAGGUGGCUCGUGAAAAGCAGACAAAUGCUAUGGAAAUGGCAUAAAAGGAACAAAAUGUCACCUUGCAUUUUAUCAUUUAACAAGGUCUCCCACACUUCUGACUUCACACCCCUUAUGUACAAAGCCCUCAGGUGACGUUCAGUCUGACACUGCACUUAACCCCUACCUUCUGGGGUUUCCGGAGCGCAUGCUAAUUCUUUAUUUAGAAGUCAUUCCCUUAUUGUGUUUAUUUGCUCCCCUUAUUAACUGAAGCUUAUUAACACGGUAUGCACAUGUUCAAUUAGAUCUUCAGGUGAUUGGUGAUGAUAAAUGCAAAGCAAAAGUAUUUUGUUUUUUUCGAUGAGAGCAAUUCCAUGCAGAAGUAAUUGCUAACAGAAUGGCCUGGCAUUGUGCAACAUAUUAUGAAAUCAUCGCAGUUUGCUAAACAGGUCUGUUUUAAUUUUGCUUGCUGAAUUUAAGCUUUGUUUUCAUGCCCCCAGCACCAGUGUUUAUUUUCUUUCUCACGCCUGUUUGUAAAGGGAGCACAUUCCAAUGACUGUAAAAUCCAUGAGUCGUCUGGGUCAGGACAAUGGAGUAGCUUCACAAUCACACAUUCUGCCCGCUAUUAUUGUUUAUUGCUACAUAAGAUGUAACUUCCAGAGAAGUUUAUGUUGAACCUCGUUUACAAACUGUUGGAAUGGCAUGCAGUUUUUUUUCUUUUGAGCAGAAUUAGGCCAUUUGGCCUAAUGAGUCUGCUCUGCUAUUUCAUCAUGGCUGACCCAUUUCCCUCUCAGUCCCAACUUCCUGCCUUCUCCCCGUAUCCCUUCAUGCCCUGACUAAUCAAGAAUCUAUCAACCUCUGCCUUAAAUAUACCCAGUGAUGUGGCCUUCACAGCUGCCUGUGGCAAUGAAUUCCACAGAUCCACUACUGUGUGGCUAAAGAAAUUCCUCCUCAUCACCGGUCCCUUGCCUCCAGUCGUGACAUCCUCGCCCAGUGCUUAAAUCAUUGCUGGGGCCUGGACCCCAUUGCCUCGAUUUAGCCUGUCCCUGAUCUUUCCAAUCCAGUCCAGUGCUUAAAUUGAUCGAAUUGUCAAACAGGAACAGAAUGAAAACAACAAGGGAAAUUCUGACAGUGAUUCUUAAAUAAAUGAGAUUUGGAUUUGAUAGAGGGGCAGUUGAUGUCUCCAUGUCUGAAAUAAGUAGUAGAACUGACCUGUAGUUUGUCCAUGACUGAUGACACAUAAUACUUGCAAUCACUUGGGCUGAAUUAUGAAUAUAGCUGGGGGUGUACAUGAGGGAGGAAGGAAUGGGAGAUGAUGUGAGAAGGAUGCAGCAUCAUACCCUGGAUUAUUCCUCUAUAUACUGGCAGAAACUGCGACGUGCACAGUUCUUGCGCUAAAUCACUAAAUUUUCAUCUGCAGUAUGUGAAAAGAAAUUGGACACGGAAAAUUCAUAACGCAGCAGAGAGCAUCAGCUUUCAAACCACUGACCGAGAUAAUUCACUGUACUCCAGAAGCACUCACCACUGGGUUUCCACACGUACCAGGAGCAGGGCUCCUGUAAAGUGGCUGAGUGAGCACGUGGAAUGUCAACACUGAGUAGGUGACCCCCUCUCCUAGAUUAAGCGUCUUAUUGUCGCUGUGUUUGUAAUGUUGAGACUGCGAUCGGUGUAAUUGACAAUGGGAGCUGCUAUGGCUGUAGGUCCCAACAAUAGCUGUAAGCACAGGUAAUUAAAAAGCUGUGUGGCCAUAUGCAACAUCUUUAAAUUGGUGGCUGCAUAAUUCUGCACUCCCCGCUGCAGGAUUCUGUCUUUCCGCAGUAACUUUUAACAGCUUGCUUGUAUGAAACAAUGUGCAUUUACUAAAAUAUAUCUAUCUUGUAUAUGAAGCCUCAGUGUUCUGGCACUGUCUCUGCUGUGCAAUUAGAUUUUGCGUGAAUCGGUUAUAUAGCUUUUUUAUCAGGGAUGUUGUUACGUAGAAUCACUGUCAUUUUCUGCCUUUUCAGUUGUCUGUUGUUUACUCUGUGAUUGAGGAAAGUUAGUUUUUAACCUUCCGAGAACAGGAGUGAGCAGUGGAAUGGGUUUAAAAUAUCCACAUUAUGCAGGAACUUCCCAUCCAGUUUCCCUGGAUCUCAGUCCCCCAAAGUGACCAGAUACAAGUGAGUUUAACUGGUUUCAGUAAAGGCAGGGUGUCCGAGCUAGACUUAUGGUCCCAAACUAUUUAGCAGAUCCACAGCUGGCCCUCGCAGCCCAGGGUUAAAGUUAGAAGUGUUGACAUGAGGAAUUUUGAAGAUGCUGGAAAUCUUGAGCAGUGCACACAAAAUGCUGGAAGAUCUCAGCAGGUCAGGCAGCAUCUACGGAGGGGAAUAAGCAGUCGAGUUUCAGGUUGAGACCCGAAGUCCUGAUGAAGGGUCUUGGCCCGAAAAGUUGACUGUUUAUUCCCCUCCAUAGGUGCUGCCUGACCUGCUGAGCUCCUCCAGCAUUUUGUGUGUGUUGGUUAAAAUCAGAAGCAUAUUGACACUCAGUUGAAGUUGCUCAGCCAAUUAUGUCAAUGCCUCCAAACGCAGUUCUCCACAUCUAGGUUAUAGUAUCCUUAUCCAGUCUCUCCUUAGAUGUCGCAAGGAUCUCUGCUUCAACAAGACACCCACCAUCUGGAUGAAAAUUUAUUUUCUUCAACUCUUCUCCAAUCCUAAACCCUGGAUGACCAUUAUCAGGGGACUAAGGAUAGUUCCUUUCCAGUCCUGAUGAAGUUUCUCGGCCUAAAACCUGUCUGACCUGAGUUCUUCUAGCCUCCAUUUACACCUACUUCCCCCCACCCUCUAUUUUUAGAGGAAUCUAUAGGAAUCUAUAAGGAAUCUAUAGGGGCUUUCUGGGGGAUAGGGUAACGUGUAGGGGUCUGAGAAUCCCACUACGAAGAUUCAGAUAAGAGACUGUCCUGGCGUCCAGCGACACAGCAUUCUACGUCGGGAAAUGUGAUCAGGAAAACACGAGGGAACAGCUUCUUCCUUAAAUUGCCCUUUAGCUGGUAAUGAAAGAUCUUGGUCGUUCUUGACUGACCCGAGAUGGUUUUAAUGAAGUAGGGGCCCAUUAGGGAAAGGAAUAGCGAUACUUUGCAAAACCAUCAGAUUUCUGAAGCAACCUCUGGAGCAUAAUGUGCAUACUUUAAGCCCUGUGAUUUCUAAAUACAGUAUCUGUAUACAAUAUACUGUACAUUCCAGCUGUGGCUAACGUGCAAAAGUUUAUAAAGUCUAUUUUUGAUUGUUUGUUCCUUAGAGAACAAUAAAUGCUUUAAAAACCUCA